CGUUAGGUGUUAACAUUUUGAAAAUACUAUCCAAUAACAGUGUUUUCUAUAAUAUUUUUAAAAUUAAUAUAAAAUUAAAAUUUUAUGGAAAACUAUGAUAAUUACAUAAAAAUCCUUCUUCCCCAAUUUGAAGAACCAAAUUUCGUAGCUAAUGGCCAAAUUUCACAGUUUUUUUAAAGCUUAAACAGUUAAACCUCCGGCGUCUUUCAAAUUGGCUCCCAGGAAGUAUAUGAUGAAGCAUGCAACCAGUCUUUCUAUUGCAAAUUCAAUCAUAUCGUCAUCGGCUUCAUCAAUCCCCAUUAAAAUCGGCAUUCUAUCAGUGCGAUUCUUGGCCACUGCAUUUGCAGAGACAUCAUCUUCAGAAGAAUCCCAGUUCCGAUCUGGUGUUGAAGACGAUGAUCCUACAUCCAUUGGUGUCAUCCAGGAAAAGGACCUUCUCCGGAAGGCUUCUAAUGGAGGGCUUUUGGUCCUCGAUCUCAUUGACAGGGGCGCAAUGGAACCCGAUGCCCGGUUGUACCAGAAACUCAUCAAGAAGUGUGCCGAUCAUAGAUGGCUGAAAGAAGGCAGGGCUGUUCACGAGCAUUUCCUUCGGUCCAGGUUCAGACAUUAUGUUGUUCAUAACAACACUUUGAUAAACAUGUAUUCGAAGUGCCAGAGUGUGGAGGAGGCCCAGAAGGUGUUUGAUGAAAUGCCCGAGAGGGAUAUGGUUUCUUGGGCGUCUCUGAUCACCGGGUAUUCACAAAACGAGGGGUUUUUUCAGGCGCUGACGAUGUUUCAUGAGAUGAUGAGGUCCGGAUUCGCGCCCAACCACUUCACUUUCGGGAGUGUUCUCAAGUCCGCGGGUUCUGGCACGACCGAUGCUAUGAUGGGAAGACAAACCCAUGCUGUUUGCUUGAAACACGGGUUUGAGGAGAGUGUUUAUGUGGGGAGUGCUCUUAUAGAUAUGUAUGCCAGUUGUGGAGAAAUGAAUGAGGCAAUGUCUGUGUUUCUGGGGAUGAAGAUGAAGAAUGAGGUUUCUUGGAAUGCUUUGAUUUCCGGGCAUGCUAGGAAAGGGGAGGGGGAGAACGCAUUGAAUCUUUUCUUGGAUAUGAAAAGAUCCGGUCUUGACCCGACCCAUUACACGUUUUCAAGUCUUUUCUCUGCUUGUGCAAGUAUUGGAGCUUUGGAGCAGGGAAAGUGUGUCCAUGGGCACAUGAUAAAAUCGGGUUUACAACUCGUCGCAUUUCUAGCCAACACCCUUCUCAAUAUGUAUGCAAAAUCAGGUAGCAUUGGUGAUGCCAAGAUAGUUUUCAGCCAAAUGGUGAAAAGGAAUAUAGUUUCAUGGAACUCAAUGCUCACUGCCUCUGCCCAACAUGGGCUGGGGAAGGAGACUAUAGAGCUCUUUGAAGAAAUGCUUAGGGAAGGCUAUCAACCCAAUGAGGUGACCUUCCUCUCUGUUCUCACUGCCUGUAGCCGUUCCGGGCUUUUAGAUAAAGGAAUGUAUUAUUUCGAGUUAAUGAAUAAAUUCAAGGUAAGACACGAAAUUUCGCAUUUCGUGACAAUCGUUGACCUACUCGGCCGUGCUGGUCAGCUUGACCGUGCCCGAACGUUCAUAACCGACAUGCCCGUGGAACCAACCGCAGAAAUCUGGAAAGCUUUGUUAGGAGCUUGCAGGAAGCACAAAAACACGGAUUUGGGCGUCUAUGCGGCCGAACGGGUGUUUGAACUCGACCCGUACGACUCAGGGCCCCACGUCUUGCUCUCCAACAUCUACGCGUCCGCCGGGAGGUUGAACGAUGCAGCAAAAGUGAGAAAGGCGAUGAAUGAGAGUGGAGUGAAGAAAGAACCGGCUUGCAGCUGGUUAGAAAUUGAGAAUGCUGUCCAUGUUUUUGUAGCAAAUGAUGAGUCCCACCCGGAUAGGGAGGCGAUACGAAGAAAGUGGAAGGAGAUAUGCGAGGAGAUAAAAAGAAUUGGGUAUGUGCCAGACACGAGCAAUGCCCUUUGGUUUAUGGACCAGAGGGAGAGAGAAGAGAGGCUGCAAGAGCACAGCGAGAAACUGGCUUUGGCAUUUGGGCUUCUCAGCACCCCCUCUGGUUCCACUAUCCGGAUAAAGAAGAACAUCAGGGUCUGCGGCGAUUGCCAUAGCGCAUUCAAGUUUGUUUCUAUGGUGGUUGAUAGAGAGAUAGUUCUGAGAGACACCAAUCGGUUCCAUCACUUCUGCAAUGGUUCUUGCUCUUGUGGAGACUACUGGUAGAGCAUCACACAGUCUUUAACUCUGCUCCAAUGGAGAGACAUGUCAAUUGGUUCCCACAUUUCUAGAGUUGGGGAUGCAAAUUGUAGUGGUCAACACAAAAUGGGACAGGUUUUGAUGGGUAAGAUAUUUCGGAUGUUACUGAUACCCGUGUUCGCCCCCCAUCUGAAGAGCAUGAUGGGUUCGGGU
Messenger RNA from Cuscuta campestris, 2419 nucleotides. NCBI's taxonomy places the organism in Eukaryota, Viridiplantae, Streptophyta, Magnoliopsida, Solanales, Convolvulaceae. The record is from the annotation of a GenBank genome assembly.